CAUGUGUUGGAGGCAAAUGUUGCAUGGCAACUAACGCCACAAAAAGACAAAUUAAAACAUUAUGUAACCUCCCUUCGUCGUGCCCCUUUGCUUGUCCAGGCCAGCAAUCACCACCACCUUCAUUCCAUUCAAACUAUUCACAACAAACCAAACCAAACCAAACCAAACCAUACAAUUCAAUUCCUUCAUCUUUCUCUUCUCUCACAUUCAUUCAUAUUUCAUAUAUUAUACAUACAAUUCAAUCAUACAUCUAUUCUUUCUUAUUCAGCAAAUCAUUGUAAUAAAUUAGGCUAUGGUUCAUACCAAAUAAAAUAGUGCAUUCUCACGAUUCGGAUCAGACACUGCGGCCGGAAACGAUGAACUCGCCGUCAUCAUCGUCCUCGUCCACGGGAGACGCUAGAUCGAUAGCGGUAAAGUCCACGAUCGUGGAGUCGAUUCGAGGAUGCGGAAUGUCUGGCGUCCGCGUCGACAAGGAGGAGCUCAGGCAGAAACUCACCAUGCCACAGUACCUCCGUUUUGCAAUGCGUGAUUCCAUCUGCCUCCAGGACCCCUCCGCCGGCGAGAGCCGCUUUAUUUCCGCCAGAGACGACGACAACUACGCUGACAAUGCAGUCGUGCCAUCGACACCGAUGGUGGUGUUCAUUAAUCCCCGCAGCGGUGGCCGCCAUGGCCCUGUCCUUAAGGAGAGGCUUCAGCAUCUCAUGAGUGAGGAGCAGGUUUUUGAUAUAUUAGAUGUGAAGCCUCAUGAAUUUAUACGGUAUGGGUUAGGUUGCCUGGAGAUGUUGGCUGGUAUUGGUGAUUCUUGUGCCAAAGAAACUCGUGAAAGAAUAAGGAUUGUUGUUGCUGGAGGUGAUGGUACAGUUGGCUGGGUAUUAGGAUGUCUCACAGAACUUCAUGAACAAGGUCGGCUACCUGUUCCCCCAGUAGCGAUUGUACCACUUGGUACGGGCAAUGAUCUGUCUAGGAGUUUUGGUUGGGGCGGCUCAUUUCCAUUUUCCUGGAAGGCAGCUAUUAAAAGAACUCUUUAUAAGGCUAGUACUGGUCCAAUUUGCCGUUUGGAUAGUUGGCGAAUUUCUCUUUCAAUGCCAGAGGGCGCAAUAGUGGAAGCACCGAAUUCUUUGAAGCGGACAGAGGAGUUCAAUCUUGAUGAGGGCUUAGAAGUGGAGGGAGAACUGCCUGAGGAAGUUGUAUGUUAUGAAGGCGUGUUUUACAAUUACUUCAGCAUAGGAAUGGACGCCCAAGUCGCUUAUGGCUUUCAUCAUCUACGCAAUGAAAAACCUUACCUUGCCCAGGGUCCAAUUACAAAUAAGAUUAUAUACUCUGGUUACACUUGCACACAAGGUUGGUUCUUCACACCUUGCUCAAGUGAGCCAAGCUUAAGGGGACUUAAGAACAUUCUGCGGAUGCAUGUAAAAAAAUUCAAUGACUCAGAAUGGGAGCCGGUUCUAGUUCCCACAAGCGUAAGAGCAGUAGUUGCACUAAAUCUUCAUAGUUAUGGAAGCGGAAGAAAUCCAUGGGGUAAUCUUAAACCAGAAUAUUUGGAAAAGAGAGGCUUUGUUGAAGCACAAGUUGAUGAUGGACUUUUGGAAAUAUUUGGUCUAAAACAAGGUUGGCAUGCAUCAUUUGUGAUGGUUGAGCUGAUCUCUGCAAAGCACCUUGCACAGGCAGCGGCUAUCCGAUUGGAGGUAAGAGGUGGGGAAUGGAAAGAUGGGUAUAUGCAAAUGGAUGGAGAACCGUGGAAACAACCAUUGAGCAAGGAUUACUCCACAUUCGUGGAAAUAAAGAGGGAACCUUUCCAGUCACUUCUGAUUAAUGGAGAGUGAUUCUUUGAAAAUUUUGAUUGUUCUGUAGAUGCCGUGGUUAAAUGCAAUAUGUGUAUAUUAUGUGUAACUAAUGUAAUCUUAUGUAUUAGACACACUGAUACUUUACUUCUCACUUUGAAAUAGAUUACUCAUAAGAUAAAUCAGAGUAGACACACACCAUUUUAC
Molecule: messenger RNA, 1988 nt
Organism: Lotus japonicus
Lineage: Eukaryota; Viridiplantae; Streptophyta; Magnoliopsida; Fabales; Fabaceae
Product: diacylglycerol kinase 4-like
Exons: 12
Coding region: 357-1823 (488 amino acids)
Molecular function (GO): ATP-dependent diacylglycerol kinase activity
Source: RefSeq, a predicted model, not a curated record